AUGGAUGAUAAUACAAAUACAAAUACAAAAGAAAAGGAGUCCAGCAAUAGCAAAAGAAAUAGUUUUAUUAAUAGCAUUAAGAAUCCUCGAAAUAGUAUCGUGGUGGACGAUCCACAAGACACCCAAGAUCAUGAAAAGUUAAGUAAAUUGUAUAAAGAUUUAAAAGAAAAAAUGGAAAAAACUGAAUCAGAAAAAUUCAAAGUUGAAACCCGUAACCAAGAUUUAUUAAAAGAAGUUGAAAAAUUAAAAAAUGAAGAUCAUCCUGCGAAAUCACGUGACGUUCAAACUUCUGACGACUCUUCUGAACUUGAGCAACAAUUACAACAAUUAAGAGAUGAAUUAAAACAAAAAGAUGAAACGAUUCAAAAACUUGAAUCAGACUUAAACAUCUCCAAACAAGAAAUCGGUAAAUUAUCUGAUAAUUCAAAGAGUGAAAAUCUUGAAUUUGAAAAAGUAAAGGCUGAACUUCAAGAUCAAAAAUCCUUGGUGGAGAAUUUAACCAAGGAACUUUCGGUUUGUAAACAGGAAGUUGAAAAGGUUAAAAAGGAUGCCCUGGAACAAACUCAGCAGUCAGUCGAAUCUGAAACUGAAAAAUCUCGUGUCGUCUUGGAAGUCAGUAAGCAUGAAAUAAACCAUCUUAAAUCUGAAUUGAAUCAACGUGAUUCCACCAUACAGCAAUUAAAAUCGGAUUUGACCGCUAGUAAAAAAGAGAAUGAAAAACUUUCGGAAUUUGAAAACAUUAAAUUAGCUUUAAAAUCUUCUCAACAAGAAUCUGAAAAUUUUAAAACUAAACUUGUUGAUCAAUCAGGUUUAAUUGAAAAGCUUCAAAAAGAAUCUCAACAAAGAAGUGAUGAUAAUGAAAGACUUGUUAAAGACCUUAACCUUGUCAAAGAAGAAGUUUCUAAAGUUAAACUUGAUAAUGAAAAUCAAAUUAAUCAAAUUCAAAUCGUUAAUAAUUUGAAUUCUGAUUUGAAAAGCCAAGUCGAGGAUUUAACUAAACAAGUUGAAGAUGCAAAGAAAGAAACUGAAGUCGCGAGAAAAGAAGCCGAAAAUGCAAGUAAGGAAGGCUCAGUUGAUAAAUCCGUUCAAGAUCAAUUAGAAAAAUUUGAAAAUGAAAAUCUUUCAAUGAAGUCUCAAAUUGAAAAACUCAAUGAAGAACUUACACAACGUGAUUCUACUUUGAAAUCAACAACUUCAGAAUUACAAAACGUUUCAGAGCAGUGUAAUGAAGCAUUACGUGAACUUGUUCUAACUAAAUCCGAAUUGCAAAGUGCACAAGAAUCCGUACGUAAUCAAGAUGAUUUAAAAAAUCAAAAUGCCGAUUUACGUUUACAACUUGAAACCAAAGAUGAUACGAUACGACAACAAAAAAUUCAAUUACUUGAUACGAUUCCAAAGGAUCAAUUUGACUCCUUACAAAAAGAUCUCGAACAAACUAAAUUGGAACUGGAUUCAAAAAUAAAUGAAUUACAAUCUACUAAAUCGGAAUUGGAAUUGAAAAGUCAAAUUUUAUCUUCGACUGAUACCUCCUCUUUGGAAGAGUUAAAAUCUCAAUUAUCUACCGCUAAAGCUCAAUUGAAUGCUAAUGAAUGGGAAAAGAAGCGAAGUGAACGUUCUAUCUUUGAAUUAAAAUCUCAAGUUGAUAAUUUAUCUCACAACAAAGAACAAUGUCAACAACUUGGUAUCGAAAACGCUAAACUACGACAACAACUCGAUCAAAUGAAUACUAAAGUCCGUAAUAUGGAUAAACUGAUGCAAGAUAAUGAGAGAUUAAGAUUCGAUAACGAGAAAUUAUUGGAAUCAUCGAGAAAAGCUCAUGAAUUAAAGAGUAAAGAAUCUUCUUCUUCUCCUUCACCUACAUCUCUAAAAUCCUCUCCAAAAUCCUCUCCAAAGUCAUUACCAAAGACAAAUGGUGUGGUAGAUUCUAAAUCGAAUGGUAUUGAAUUGACAAAACCUGAAUCUCCUCUUUUAGCUUCCUCUCCAACGAACACUAUAAGCAACAAAUCAAAACGUAAUAGUGUAGUACAAUCAAAUGGUGUCACAGCUACACCUAAAGCAAACUUUGAAUCAAGUGAAACUAACAAUAGUGGUAAUCAACCUAUACCAAGACCAAAGAAGGAUGACGGAAAUGGCGAAUGGUUCACUGUCAAGAAGAGAAACACGAAGGCAAGGAACAGCACG
Molecule: messenger RNA, 2181 nt
Organism: Funneliformis mosseae
Lineage: Eukaryota; Fungi; Glomeromycota; Glomeromycetes; Glomerales; Glomeraceae
Source: the annotation of a GenBank genome assembly